CCAAGGAGGGUGGAUCAUAGGAUCAUGAGUUCGAGGCCAGCCUGGCCAGCGGGGUUGCCUUGCUGGUGGAGGUGCAGCCUGGGCUUUGGCGUCCUUGCCGAGGGGCAGCCCGUGGGUCCCAGGAGAUGGGCUGGAAGCCAGAGCCAGGCAGCAGCUGAGGAAGAACACCCUGGAGGUUGUGCGGAGGUGCCGUCGCUGCUGUCUUCAUUCCCAGGCACUUUUCUUUUUCUUUGGAGUUCCUUUUUAAGGGUGUCCUGGUCUUCACGGAGGUGCCGUAUCACUCUGAGUGCAGAGGCCGCUGCCGGAGAAGGUCUCGCCUUCCCCUUGGUGCUCUUGUCCAAGUUGCUGGUUUUGCUUGUUUGCCCCCCCCCCCCCCCAUCUGUUUUGGCCUCUGUUGGGUCUGAACUAGGUGGCCUUGGCAGCUGUCACACCCAACAGUGGGACCCUGAGAAGGGUCGAAGCUGGGGCAGGUGGGGACGUGCUGGGCACAGGGCCACCUUGCUGGGCGCCUUGGCCAGUUAGUGUCUGUUGGGAGCAGCCCCUGCCUGCAGUAUAGUUGGGGCUGCCCAUGCCUAGGGCUGGAGUGCUCAGGGCCUGAAAGACCCCCUGAGUCCUUGCCCUUCCUCAGCCAGCCCCUUGCUGUCAGCAGGCCGGGUGCAGACCCUGGCAGGCUCCUUGCGCCCCAGCUUCAGUGCAGAGCGCUUGCCCAGCUGGCUGGUGUGGGGGUGGGGGUGGUGUGUGGCCACUUGGAGCAGAAGGGGGUGGGUAGUCAGGGUUUCUGCAUUCCUGGCUUGAUGCUGGCUUUCCAGCAGCUUCCCAGCUUCCAGAUGUCCUUGCCGUUGUCUCCCGUCCUGUUUUCUCUUUUGGAGCAGGGGCCUGGGGUGGCCUUCUUUCGGUGGAGGCUUCCGGAGGAAACAGACACAAAUCCUGAAGAGCCCGUGGGUGUGGACCGUUCAUCAGUAAAGUGGAGACAUGACCUUGAGAUUUGGCUCAGACCUAGCAAUGCCGGGGCCUUCUCAAGGCUGACGUUCCAGGACGUCAGUGCCUGUUGGUGUGAACGGAGGACGCAGGGCCCCGACCAUGGUCACACUCAUCACGGAGAAGCUGCAGAGCCAGAGCCUGGAUGACCUCACCUGCAAGGCCGAGGCUGGCCCGUAUUCUGCUGAAACCCUGAACAAGAGUGGUCGUCUCUUUCCUUUGGAGCUCCGUGACGAGAGUCCCUGGAAGGCCUUAGGUGGGGGGCCGCCUUCCGGGCGCCGGGCAGCCUUGGGCCCUGAUUUCUCCUUCCUGCCGGGCCUGUCUGUUGCGCACACCAUGGGUCUCCAGUGGCGGCCAGAGUCCCCGGGCCCAGGCGCGGGCCUGGGUGCAGCCAGCACCGUGGACCCCAGUGAAGGCACAGGGUCGUCCACGGCGCCGCCCACCAAGCGUCAUUGCCGGUCUCUGUCAGAACCCGAGGAGCUGGCGCGCUGCUGGUCCCCCUGGCGCCCCGGCAGCUCCAAGGUCUGGACUCCAGUCUCCAAGAGGCGGUGCAACAGUGGUGGGAGCGCCAUGCUGCAGGGAAGCCCGGGCGCCGUCCUGCUGAGGAGUACCCUGUGGUUGGCCGGCCCCACCUCACCUGCCACGCCCCGGCCGUCCUCGGCCAGCAGCGGCUUCGUGGACAGCAGUGAGGGCAGUGUAGGCUCAGGCCCGCCCUGGUGUUCCACGGAGCCCUGCUUGCUCUCCGCGAGGCGCCGCCUGUCCCUCUCGCAGGAGCAACUCGCAGGCGCGGGCACCCCCCUGCCCUCGGCCAGCAGCAGCCCCACGUCCACCCCUGAGCUGGGCCGGCCCCGCGGGCUGCUCCGCUGCCGCUCACAGCCAUGUGUGCUCAGUGGGAAGAGGAGCCGGCGCAAACGGAGGCGCGAGGAAGACGCCAGGUGGACGCGCCCAUCCUUGGACUUCCUGAAAAUGACACGGACUUUAAAAAAUUCAAAAAGCCUUUGUUCCCUCAAUUAUGAAGAUGACGACGAGGAUGACUCUCCAGUGAAGACGGUUCAGCCUGCUCCAUGUGACUCCCGGGGCCUCCCGGCCGUCGCCAUGCCUGGCUGCAGCCAGAGGGGCUGCAGGACCAGCCCCGGCCAUUGGGCCUCGAGGGAGUCUGUGGCCGGUGAUGGCUCCAGCAGGAGCAACGGGGACCCCAGUGAUGGGGACAGUGCCGGGGAGGAGGGCGUCUUCCCCCCGGCCCGAGAGGAGCUGGACCUGGAGCAGAUCGAGAAGAACUGAGGCUGGCAGGAGCUGGUUAGGGCCGCGGGUGCCGCCCCCACCUGCCCUGGUGCACAGAGUAGGCCUCACGCUACUUUGAACACUGAGGCAUGAUUUUCAUUCUGCUUUUCCUAAAGAAGUAUUUUGCAUUUUUAUGGCUUUUGCAGUUCAGGAGAGAGCUUCUCUAUUUUGGAUGCAUUUCAAAAGGGCGUUCUAUUAAACAUGAAU
This is a messenger RNA of Saimiri boliviensis boliviensis (Bolivian squirrel monkey), 2466 nucleotides long. It is a transcript of the gene FAM53A, whose product is annotated as family with sequence similarity 53 member A. NCBI's taxonomy places the organism in Eukaryota, Metazoa, Chordata, Mammalia, Primates, Cebidae. Gene Ontology annotation, cellular component: nucleus. The record is from RefSeq and is a predicted model, not a curated record. Gene Ontology annotation, biological process: protein import into nucleus.